GAGUGAGCAGAAAUGAAAGGACAGAAGGCACUAGGAAAGAAUGAGAAAAAUGAAGUUCAUUCAGGUUUAGUGCAAGGCUUGUGUUGCAGUGUGACACGCCCCAUUUACACCAGAAGGAGGAAAGUAUCCACAACCAGUCUGUGGAUAACCUGUGCAGCACAUACAUAGCUCCUGGUUAUUAAGGAGAUUACAGUUUUGUAGCCUUUUGCUGUGGGACCUACACUGUUCUUAUUUGAAGAAGGGAGCUUCUUCACCUUCCAAGCCAGUCCUUUUACUGUCUUGUACAUACAGGGAUACUGUUCUAAGCAAAACUUUGGGAACAUGGAUGGCUGUUGUAUGUCUGGUGAAGAGAGGGAGAGUUACAGGAUCCACAAAGAGAUUGAGAGACAGCUGAGAAUGGACAAAAAUGAUGCACAUCGACAGCUAAAGCUGUUACUUCUAGGUACAGGGGAGAGUGGUAAGAGCACCUUUAUCAAGCAGAUGAGAAUAAUCCAUGGAAAGGGCUACUCGGAGGAGGACAGAAGAGACUACACCAGGCUUGUCUUCCAGAAUAUAUUCAUUGCGGUUCAAGCCAUGAUCCAAGCCAUGGAGACCCUGCGUAUCCAAUUCAUAGAUGACAAAAACACAAAUUAUGCUGCAAUGCUAAGUAGUGUGACACCGGAAACAAUAAUGUCACUGGACGCCCGCCAUGCUGUGGCCAUAAAGAGUGUGUGGAGUGACCAUGGCAUGCAGCAAUGUUAUGAGAGGAGGAGAGAGUAUCAGCUGUCAGAUUCAGCCAAAUAUUACCUGGAUGACAUGGACAGAAUCUCCUCUGCUCUUUACGUGCCCACUGUCCAGGAUAUUCUGCGGGUCAGAGUGCCAACCACUGGAAUUAUAGAGUAUCCCUUUAACCUCAGCUCUGUUAUAUUCAGGAUGGUUGAUGUGGGAGGUCAGCGGUCAGAAAGGAGGAAAUGGAUUCACUGUUUCGAGAAUGUGACCUCUAUAAUCUUCUUGGCGGCACUGAGUGAAUAUGACCAGGUCUUGCUUGAGAAUGCCAGUGAGAACCGUAUGGAUGAGAGCAAGGCUCUUUUUAAAACCAUCGUCACUUACCCAUGGUUCCAAAAUACCUCCAUCAUCCUUUUUCUCAACAAGACAGACAUCCUUAAAGAGAAAAUCACCAAGUCUCACAUUGCAGACUACUUUCCUGAAUACCGGGGCCCUAAGUGUGAUGCAGAUAAUGCAAUGAAGUUUAUUCUCAAAAUGUAUGAAGAGCAGAACACGGAACGCAAGCGCAUGUACUCGCAUUUUACAUGCGCCACAGACACAGAAAAUAUCCGUUUGAUCUUCUCAGCAGUGAAAGACACUAUAAUGAGGAUUCACUUUGAAGAGUUCAACCUGACUUAAAGAGACACUUGUGGCAUACAUGGCUUUUAAUGCUGAGGUUAUGACCAUUUAAUAUUAUUUGUGCAAACUCUUCAGAAGUCUGUAGUGGAAUGCUACAAGGUUGGUAUAGUGUGGUAUAGUCGAGCACUGUGAAAUUCCUUCCAAAAAACUUCAGAUUUAUUUUCAUUUUACUUAGUAAUUUUAGUUGCUGUUUUUCAUGAUUCUGACUGUAGGCCUAAAGGCCUUUGUGAUAUGAUGCAUAACUUUGGAAACCAGUUGAUGAAAAAACGGCAAAUGGUUAUAGAGUUAUAGCAUGAAACUAUCUGCUAUUCAGCUACAGAGUUUUUAUAUUUUGUUCAUUUUUUAGUUUUUUCUAAUGGGGGAUAUUUUCAAACAGUGGGAACCAUACUAUGUGAAGCUGCUGUGUGAUCCUAAUCUUUUUCUCAUAGCAGCUGAAAAGGAGAGGUAUCUGUACACCAGCUGUUUGAGUGGUUCAAUACUCAACUAAUGAUUUUCAAACAGGUUACACUUAAGCUGGCAAAUAAAGAUGUUGUUGGUUGUAUGUCACUUUUCCUCCAUGUCCAAGAGAGUAAAAGCUGGUAUAUUUAUGCUAUCCUGUGAAGAUCAAAAGAUGAGGAUUUUACUUGAAAGUUGAGCUGCCGCAAAGGAAACAAAGACAAAAGAGUUCAGUUUAAAACCUUUGCAAAUUAUACAAGCCUACCUCUACUCUCUGCAUAGCACUACAAUCUGAAUAUCAGGCUUUGUCAAAUUUUGAAUAUAACCUGUAUUUUCUUUUUUUACUGCUGUAUUUUUUGGAUUGGGUUUUUGUAUUUACUUAUUGUUAUCCUUCAGAGCAGCAGUUGAUAAACAAUUUUAAAACAUUAUGCUAAAUAAAUUGUAGGGAGGCGCAAUGUUAUUAAAAUCCUAUUGGCUUCAGACAGAUGUACAGAUAUUUAGAUUUGACCGAUAUUUUAAAUCAAUGUUUAGUGAUGUAUGUAUUUUAUUCUGUAAAAGCAAAAUGUUUAGGGGUAUCACUGAGUUACUGUGCUAAAAUGUAUAGAUUGUAUUAUUCUUAUUGUAUCUGUAAGCCUAUAGAAUUAAAUAUUACAUUUUUCAAUAAUGCUAAUUCAGGUGGAAGUAGUCCCAAUUUCUACAUUGUAAAAAUGUCUUUAUAUGUAUUGGCAUUGCCAUUGGCAGAUAUGUACAUGGAAAAUGUUGUAGAAUUCUGUAUUAAUUUGUACUCUA
Molecule: messenger RNA, 2607 nt
Organism: Pygocentrus nattereri (red-bellied piranha)
Lineage: Eukaryota; Metazoa; Chordata; Actinopteri; Characiformes; Serrasalmidae
Product: guanine nucleotide-binding protein subunit alpha-14-like
Exons: 7
Coding region: 322-1383 (353 amino acids)
Biological process (GO): adenylate cyclase-modulating G protein-coupled receptor signaling pathway; action potential; phospholipase C-activating dopamine receptor signaling pathway
Cellular component (GO): heterotrimeric G-protein complex
Molecular function (GO): G protein-coupled receptor binding; GTPase activator activity; guanyl nucleotide binding
Source: RefSeq, a predicted model, not a curated record